This is a messenger RNA of Juglans microcarpa x Juglans regia, 1716 nucleotides long. RefSeq lists its product as uncharacterized. Bases 285 to 1331 code for a protein of 348 amino acids. Gene Ontology annotation, cellular component: membrane. The record is from RefSeq and is a predicted model, not a curated record. Gene Ontology annotation, biological process: CAAX-box protein processing. The transcript is spliced from 3 exons. Lineage: Eukaryota; Viridiplantae; Streptophyta; Magnoliopsida; Fagales; Juglandaceae. Gene Ontology annotation, molecular function: metalloendopeptidase activity.
UGUUGAGCCACGAAUUUAGACGAUGGAAAAUUAGUAGACAAUUCCCAAUUCCCAAGCAAACCCUAACCCCACUCCCCCAGAUUUUCUCCACCAGAAAUUUUAACUAUUUCCCUCUCCAGACGCUAUUUCCAUAUCCCUGGCCUCUCGAGGUCGAAUUCCCAUUCUCCUUGAUACAUAAUUUCUCUCUCUCUCUCUCUCUCUCUCUCUCUCUCUCUCGUUCUCUCUUUGAUGCGAGUAUUCGGAACUUCUGGGAAUCAGCUUGUGACCGACCGGGAUUGGCACUCAUGUUGAGCUCCGCUUGCUCUAACUGUCUGACUCACCGCCCCUUCCUUCUUCCCUCUAUCACUCGGAUUAGGGUUUCGAACCGACCAGGCACUUUUUCUCAAAGUACCCCGAAUUUCCGGAGCUUUCGAUCUCAUUCGGACCUCUUAAAGACCAAAUUGAAAAUAUCAUGCUUUAGGCAUGAGGAUUUUGCCUCAGAAACCCCAAAGACCGAAUUUCUUGAACAUUAUCUGCCUGAGGAAACGGUGAAGACUGAAAAUGACAAGUCAUAUGCCAGUAAAAGAGAUUGGGCAUCGAACCUUCGAGAGGCUGCAAAUGCAAUGUUCAGGGUGAUUGGGAGCAGAUGGACUGUACCCUGGACAGCAGAGACCAUAUUGAAGGUUAUGCUUCUUUGGAUUGCUGCAUUUUGGUUUAUAGGCUCAUGGAUGAUUCCAUUUGCAGCCCACAUUGCGGGUUUCAAUAAGGACUCUCUGACAUUUAGAGGCCAAGCCUUAUUGAGCCUCAUAACUGAUGUAACUGAAGGCAUUGCUGGAAUUGCAAUCCUUCAUCGCUGCCUUUCUAGGUUUCGUCCUCUUCCACCCGAUUGGUUUAGGUUUAACCUUAGAGGGAACUGGCAUAUUGAUGUGAUUCUGGGGUGCUUCAUGUUUCCACUGGUUAAUCGGCUUUCACAGUUAAACCUUAACCUACUGCCUCUUUUGCCUUCUACACCUGUCACUCUCUCAAGCGUUGAGCAGUCAAUUUUAGCUCGAGAUCCUGUGGCGAUGGGAUUGUAUGCUGUAGUAGUGUCAAUUUGUGCUCCUGUCUGGGAGGAAAUAGUCUUUCGUGGUUUUCUUCUUCCUUCCUUGACAAAGUACAUGCCUGUAUGGUGUGCGGUACUGGUGAGCUCGGUCGUCUUUGCUCUAGCACAUUUUAAUGUACAGAGGAUGCUACCGCUUAUUUUUCUUGGGGUGGUAAUGGGUGUUAUUUUUACACGGUCGAGGAAUCUCUUACCAUCAAUGCUCUUGCAUAGCCUCUGGAACGGAUUUGUGUUCUUGGAUUUGAUGAAGUAACUUCUUUACGUUGUGCUUGCUUAAUAUAUAGUACAGUGAUUGCCCAUCCAACAUCAAUGAAGCACAACUCCAGGCUCAUUUCGUGGGGCUGCAAUUCUUCCAAGUACCGAGUCUAUUCCCCUUAACACGGAUGGAUGCCUGUUCUGUAUCAGCAAAGUCGAUCCCAAAAUGCUGACAGAAAGCAGUACCGCGCGUCCACCUACUGAAUGCAAGAAGUACCAAGUACUGGGCGGACGUGAUAUUCAUUCAAUCAAAUCUUGUUUGUUGAGAGCAUCAUUCCACCACUUUGUUCAUGUAUUUGAUGUCAUAAAGGGUAUAAGGUAUAAAAGAGAGAAUGUGAACAAUAAUAUUCCAAAAUGGAUCGUGUAUUCCACCUUAUGUGAAA